Messenger RNA from Penicillium subrubescens, 1187 nucleotides. RefSeq names its product MIP transporter. The transcript is spliced from 4 exons. Gene Ontology annotation, cellular component: plasma membrane. Gene Ontology annotation, molecular function: water channel activity. The record is from RefSeq and is a predicted model, not a curated record. Gene Ontology annotation, biological process: transmembrane transport. NCBI's taxonomy places the organism in Eukaryota, Fungi, Ascomycota, Eurotiomycetes, Eurotiales, Aspergillaceae. The coding region runs from base 213 to 1187 and encodes 324 amino acids.
CCCAUCGCGAUCUCUUUUGAGACAACAGUCUCACCCCCAAGCCGGGUACUUCCCUAAGACCAGGGAUCCUUGAAGCAUUGAGGCUUCAAUUCUUAGUUUUUGCCCUCAAUUUUUUCGGCAUUACCACAUCUGUUCAUAAUACUGCGUCACCCGAGCCGCAGCAACCCCCACAAAAGUGAUCUAGCAGUCAUUCACAUAAACUGCCCACAAUCAUGGCUCUCUCUCCAGAACAGACGCGCCGAAGCUAUCAAUUAGACGUGGAGCAGCCGGCAGUCUACGAGAUGUCGCGCCUCAAACCAGUUAUCCAGCCCUUCGCUGGAAGAAUUGGCGGUAACCAGGAAAUAGUCGUUGAUCGCAGUGAUCCCCAAAAUGCAGAUUUGCUCAAGAAAAUUCCCGAUGCGGCGCCUUUGAUGUCGCUCCGCGAAGGAAUUGACUUGCGCGGCUUUUUGGAUUUGGAUUUGUGGCGAUUCGGCUUCAUUGAGAUGAUGGGUACCAUGCUAAUGGUCUUCGUGACGGCCUGGGUCGCUGUGCGUCCACCUGGGUCAUCCAAUUUCGUGCCAUCUUCUGCAUCCGGUGUCUUCUCUACAACGACGUUCCUCGGCCCUCUAUUCGGGGGUAUCAGCAAUUGGUUCUUUCUGACGCUAUUCAUCUUCUCCUUCUCCAACGUCAGCGGUAGUCACCUCAACCCGACUAUUUCAAUCGCCACGUUCUUCGCACGUCUAAUUUCAUUCCCUCGAAUGGUCAUUUAUGUGCUCGGCCAGACACUCGGCGGCGCCCUCGCGGGCUUUAUUCUCCGCAAGGCGUACGGAUCUAGAGACUUUACCUGCGGAGGCUGCGCAAUUGACCAAUCAUUGGUCCCUGUAGAUGAAGCCUUCCUCUUGGAAUUCAUUUUCACCUUAAUUCUCAUCUUUCUGUCCUUUGGAGUGGGAUUGGACCCCCGGCAAGGGAAAAUUUAUGGAGCUGCGUUGUCGCCGUUUCUGGUCGGAAUGGUACUUGGAACGUUGAGCUGGGGCUCAUCGUUUGUGCGAGGCGGGUUUGCUGGUGCUUCUAUGAACCCUGCUCGGUGCUUUGGUGUCUAUGUGGCCACGUCAUUUCCGUCGUAUCAUUGGAUACACUGGGUCGGACCAAUUGUUGCAUCUGUGGCGCACGGAAUCGUCUACUAUGUGGCACCUCCUUGGGGGCAUUGA